Megalobrama amblycephala (Wuchang bream) is the source of this 1690-nucleotide messenger RNA. It is a transcript of the gene gtf3c5, whose product is annotated as general transcription factor IIIC, polypeptide 5. The coding region runs from base 1 to 1563 and encodes 520 amino acids. Gene Ontology annotation, cellular component: transcription factor TFIIIC complex. The record is from RefSeq and is a predicted model, not a curated record. Lineage: Eukaryota; Metazoa; Chordata; Actinopteri; Cypriniformes; Xenocyprididae. Gene Ontology annotation, biological process: transcription initiation at RNA polymerase III promoter. The transcript has 11 exons.
AUGAAAAUGGAUCCGAUAAUUACGAACAAUCCGGCGUCUCCACGCACAGAAGGAGAAAGCAAAGAUACAGUUGUUGUGUCAGGCAAUACAGCAACACUUGUCCUGUCUGACACUAAUCUAGUGUGUGUUGAAUACCCGGGAGUCGUCAACAAUGUGGACAGAAUGCUGGACAGCAUUGGCGGCGAAGAGGGAGUGUCCAAGACAUAUGGAGAUUCUUCUAAAAGACUUGAACUCCGCUUUCGGCCGAAAGAUCCUUUCUGCCAUCCUGCUUAUGGGAACCGCUACUCCUCCACAAACCUGCUGCUCAGAGUACGCCGCAGAACCCGCAAAGGAAACAGUUCAGAGACCCAAAUCAGCAUGGAGAUAGUGGGACUUAUAGGAACCACAUAUAAAUUUCAAGGAAUGGCUGACUUCCAGUACCUGGCGACUCACAACGAAUCAGAUGGCAAGCAGGUGUCUUUGUAUGACAAGAUCAUUUUGCGCAAACCAGAGAAGAUGGAAUUCUACGACAGUCCUGUGCCGCUUUUCCUUCCUCCUCCCAUUUUCUCUCGUCUGGACACAGCUGUGGAUUAUUUCUAUCGUCCAGAUGUAUUGCACAGCAGGGAGACUGCAAUGCAGUCUGUUCUCCUUAAAGAUCAUCUUAUUGCCCCGAAUCGGGCUCGCCGGCCAAACAAUGCCAUUUUUGUCAACUUUGAUGACAAGACCAUCCCAUCAGGACCUCUAGAAGCUGCAGUGACCAGCUGGAAAAAGUUCUGUGUCCAUCCUAAUGAUGUAAAGGUAGAGCAGCAACUCAGACAGCUUUUCGAGAAGAGACCCGUAUGGUCUCGCAAUGCCGUCAAGGCCAACAUCAACGUUCACCCUGAGAAAAUGAAGCAUCUCCUCCCGUAUUUGGCGUACUACAUGUUAACAGGGCCAUGGAGGAGUUUAUGGGUCAGGUUUGGAUAUGAUCCUCGAAAAACACCUGAAGCAAAAAUCUACCAGGUUCUAGACUUCAGGAUUCGCUACGGAAUGAAACAUGGAUUUGGUGUCAAUGACAUGCCAGUGAAAUCCAAAAGAAGCGCUUAUCAUUACAGCCGGCCAACCACUAUCAACAGGGCAGUUCCUCAACCUGCUAGCGUGACUGACAUCACCCAAGAGAGUUCUUCAUCUUCAGGACCCAAACCUGCCACUGCUAAGUACAUACUAAAGGACUCUGUCUACAUCUUCCGGGAUGGAAUGCUUCCUCCAUACCGGCAGAUGUUCUACCAGCUGUGUGAUCUGGAUGUAGAAAAAAUAAAGAAUAUCAUCCAUAAGAAUGAUGGAAAAGAGGAAGUGUGUGAUGAGAGAGAUGGAUGGUGUGUGCCCCACACGGCAGAUGAGCUCAGGAAUAUAAUUUCUGGAAUGAUCCAGCAAUAUGUCCGAGCUAGCCGCCCAGCUUCAUCCACCCAAAAGCCUGUAAGAACUAGACCUAAAACUGUUGAUAGCGGAGAGGAGGAAGACGAAGAUGACGAUGAUGAUGAAGAUUACAAGCCUUCUGAUGGGAGCGAGAAUGAAAUGGAAACUGAGAUUGCAGAUUACAUGUAAUUAGUUUAUUCUCUGGCACUUGUAAAAGAUUUGAUGUGUAAAUGUUAAUGUAAAAAACUACUUUGUACACUGAUAGAAAAUAGUUGUUUUUUUUCAUUUGGAUAAUAAAUGGUUUUGUCAAAUACAA